Trachymyrmex cornetzi is the source of this 829-nucleotide messenger RNA. RefSeq names its product gametocyte-specific factor 1-like. The transcript has 4 exons. The record is from RefSeq and is a predicted model, not a curated record. Bases 175 to 579 code for a protein of 134 amino acids. Lineage: Eukaryota; Metazoa; Arthropoda; Insecta; Hymenoptera; Formicidae.
CUAUGUCUUUGAUUGAUACCUAGGACUCUACUGAUCCCUACUGCGCAUCCACAGAAAUGGCUUAGCCAAGGGCCAAGGGCUGCGUUCCACUUAACGCUCGCAAUGCUCGCGAGCAUCGUUUGUCCUUGUUUAACAUUUGAUAAACGACAAGGAUGAAAUGAUUCCACGAGCGUUAUGAGCGUUAAGUGGAACACAGCCCUUGUCGGUGCGUUUUUCCCGGGUUUUCCGCCACGGCAUCAGCCGAUUGUUGUGACUGUACGACAUCAGAAGAUGAAUAGCAAUAACGACGAAGUUCUUCACUGCCCUUACAACAACCAUCAUCGUAUAGCCAGUUCGAAAUUUCAGCGACACCUUGUAAAAUGUGAAAAGAAUUUCCCUCCCGAUUACAAGGUUAUCUGCCCAUACAAUGCAACUCAUCGUUUGAAUAAAAGUGAGAUUGAAGAACACAUUAAUACAUGUCCUAUGAGAAGGACUGUCGAAGGAAGUUAUAUUCAGUCGCCAACAAUUCCUGGGAUGAUAAGAGCAGAACAAAACGAUUCUACAAGUCAAAUUUAUUAUAAUAGCUACUGUGGAAGUUAAGAAGAAAUAUAAGAAUGAAAAAGUCCUGUAAGCUCCAUAAUAAUAAUUAAAUUCAUGAAUCAGAAGAAAAAUAUGAAACUAUUUGUUAGGACGUCAGUCAACACAAGUUGCAACAAUAAUGUCUAGUUACAAUAUAUCUAGCUUGAAUUUUUCGGUAACAAAUCACAGACAGAAUCUAGAUUAUACAAAUAGAAUAUGAUUAUACAAAUGGAGUGAUUGCAUAGAAAAAAGAAAAAAUUUAAAAAAAAAA